Triticum turgidum subsp. durum (durum wheat) is the source of this 2046-nucleotide messenger RNA. The record is from the annotation of a GenBank genome assembly. NCBI's taxonomy places the organism in Eukaryota, Viridiplantae, Streptophyta, Magnoliopsida, Poales, Poaceae.
AUGGCGACAAUGCGGCCUCAAACAAUCCUACUACCGCGGCGCAUCGACCCCAUGUUCAUCAUCGACGGCAAUGGAGGUUCACUAGUCAACGGCAACGACAUUGGUGAUGGUAAACAUUUCUAUUGUGCCAAGUGCAUGUCUGUCGUGCCAUGUGCAUGUAUUCGGCCCUGCUUCAGCAUGUGCGACCAUGACUUCUGCUCGAGCUGUGUUGCCAUGAAGCUACCCCAGAAUGUCGCCCGCCUCAAAUGCACUGGGGAGAGCUCGACGGCGUCGGAGAAAUAUCGCGGCGUGACGAUCUUGCGGCCUGAAACGGUCCAAGUACCGUCGCGCAUCGACCCCAUGUUCAUCACCGAUGGCAAUGAAGGUUCACCCGUAAACGACAUCAGUGACAGUAAGCGCUUCUACUGUGCCAAGUGCAUGCAUGUGGUGCCAUGUGCAUGUAUGAGGUACAACUUCACCAUGUGCGACCACGACUUCUGCUCAAGGUGUGUUGCCAUGAAGCUGCGCCAGAACGUCGCCCGCGUCAAAUGUACGGGAGAGAGCUCAACAGCGUCGGAGGAAUAUCGCGGCGUGACAAUGUUGCAGCCUGAAACAGUCCAAUUACCAUCGCGCAUCAACCCCAUGUUCAUCACCGAUGGCAAUGAAGGUUCACCCGUAAACGGCAUCAGUGACAGUAAGCGCUUCUACUGUGCCAAGUGCAUGCAUGUGGUGCCAUGUGCAUGUACAAGGUACAACUUCACCAUGUGCGACCACAAUUUCUGCUCAAGAUGUGUCGCCAUGAAGCUGUGCCAGAACGUCGCCCGCGUCAAAUGUACGGGAGAGAGUUCGACAGUGUCGGAGGAAUAUCGCGGCGUGACAAUGUUGCAGCCUGAAACGGUCCUAGUAUCGUCGCGCAUUGCACCUUUGUCCAUCACCGAUGGCAACGAAGAUUCACCUGUGGACGACAUCACCGAUGGUAAGCGCUUCUUUUGUGCCAAGUGCAUGCAUGUGGUGCCAUGUGCAUGUAUAAGGUCCAACUUCACCACUUGCGACCAUGACUUCUGCUCGAGGUGUGUUGGCUUGAAGCUGUGCCAGAACGUCCCUCGUGUCAAAUGUACCGUGGACAACUCUACGGUGGCGGAGAGAUACCACAGCAUGGCGAUGGUGCAGCCUGAAACAGCUGUAUCAUCGCCCAUUGACCCUAAGUUCGUUACCGGUGGCAAUGAAGAUUCACCGCUGGUGGAUGGCAACGACAUCGGCGAUGAUAAGCACUUCUACUGUGCUAAGUGCAUGCAUGUGGUGCCAUGUGCAUGUAUACGGUCCAACUUCAGGACGUGCGACCACGACUUCUGCUCUAGGUGUGUCGCCGUGAAGUUAGGCCAGAACAUCGCUCAUGUUGGAUAUUCUGAAGGUGAGGACGGUGAUGAUGAUCUGUUCUAUUGCAACAUCUGCAUGGAGAUGGUGGCGAGGACCCUCAAGUUCAGCGUCAACUCGUGUGGCCACGUCUUCUGCUCAAGCUGUAUCACCCAGUACGUCGCCGCAAAGCUGGACAACAAUGUAGCUCGCGUCGAAUGCCCUGACCCAGGCUGCAAGGGCGGUGUCGUUGAGCUGGAGAGGUGCCAUGACAUCAUUCCCCUGGACCUCCUCGACAAAUGGGGUUUCCUGCUGUGCGAAUCUGCGCUUGGCACCAAGAGGAUAUACUGCCCAUACAGAGAAUGCUCGGCGCCUCUGCUUGCUGACAGCGAGGCCGGGGUGACUGCGGUCAGGGAGGCGGAGUGCCCGCACUGCCACCGGCUUUUCUGUGUCCGCUGCGCUGUGCCAUGGCAUGGCGGCAUCACUUGCAAUGAGUUCCAGAAGCUUGGACUGGACGAGCGCGGCCCGGAGGACAUCUUGCUCAGGCGUCUCGUCGGCAGGGAGGGGUGGCAGCGGUGCCCGAAGUGCCAGAUGUACGUGGAGAAAUCAGAAGGGUGCAAUUACAUCAAAUGCAGGUGUGGAUACAGCUUCUGCUACCGGUGUGCAUCCAAGUUGUCCGCGCUAAACCAUUUCUGCAACAAGUGCAAGCGCUGA